Sipha flava (yellow sugarcane aphid) is the source of this 1524-nucleotide messenger RNA. RefSeq names its product vigilin-like. The transcript has 9 exons. Lineage: Eukaryota; Metazoa; Arthropoda; Insecta; Hemiptera; Aphididae. Bases 1 to 1524 code for a protein of 507 amino acids. Gene Ontology annotation, cellular component: nucleus; cytoplasm. The record is from RefSeq and is a predicted model, not a curated record. Gene Ontology annotation, molecular function: mRNA binding.
AUGGUUAAUUGUGACCUUGAGGCUAGAAAUAAUAUAGUUAAAAUACAAGGUUUGAACGAUGAUGUAAAUAAAGCAUUUAAAUCAUUAGCUGAAUUGACCGAAGUAUUGGAUGAAAUCAACUAUGUGUUGGAAAUUCCUAUUUUUAAACAAUUUCACAAACUUAGUGCUCGAAAGAGAGCAAUAUUUAUUAAAAAGAUUAGAGAAGAGACUGAUACGAGAAUUUUUUUACCACGUGAAGGAGACAAUAAGGAUGUUAUUAAAGUCAUGGGAAACAAAAGAAAAGUUUUGAUCGCUUAUGAUAUGAUUAAAGAAAUACAAAAUGAAAUUGGAGACAUAAUAACAAAGGAAAUGGUGUUGGGAAAUGUUAAAGUUAGAAAUGCUAUUGUAAAUCUUGGGAAUAAAUUCAUUCAAUCUAUAAAAGAAGAUUGUGGUGGUAAUGUGACAUUGAAUUUACCAACUGUUAAAGGAGAUAAUACUAUAGUUAUCAAAGGACCUGAAGAUGAUGUUAAAAAUGUUAUUACACAAAUUCAGACAAUGGUUGAUGAAGUUCAUAAAUAUGUAUUUGAUUUGAAAGUAAAUCCGAAGUUUCACAAAUAUUUAAUUGGAACAAAUGGAGUCAAUGUUAAAAAGAUCAGAUAUUUAACGAAUACAAGAAUAAUUUUCCCUCCUGAAACUGAUUCCACUAAUGAAAAUAUAACUAUUGUUGGUAAAAAAGAGAAUGUUAAUAUAGCAAAAGCAAAAUUUGAAGUUAUGAUAGCCGAUAUUAGUAAUGUCUUCAAAGAACGUGUAGAAAUCGAUGAAAAGAAUCAUGUCACUUUAGUGGUCAAUCAAAAAGAAUGUUUAAACGAAUUGGAAAAAGAAUGUGGCGAUGUUAAAAUUGAAUUUCCUCAUCUUGGUGCUGGAGAUAGAGUUGUGAUCAGUGAUAGCAAAGCAGAUGUUGCUCUUUCUAAACAAAGACUUUUAGACCAUGCUAAAGUUUUGGAAAAUACUAUUCAAGCUGUAGUAAAUGUUGAUCCUAAGUAUCAUAAUUACUUUAUUGCAAGACGUGGUGAAGUCAUCAAUCGAAUUAUUAAUGAUUGCAAUGGAGUGUCUAUAACAUUUCCGAAAAUAUCUUCUAGCAAUAGUGCUGUCAUCAUAAAAGGUGACAAAAUAAAUGUUGAAGAAGCGAAACGUAAGAUUAAAGAAAUUGUUAAAGACUUGAAAAACACAAUUGAAGUCACUAUAAACGUUCCUCCAAAAUAUAAUCAUAAUUUUGUUGCCCACCACGCUGAAGUAAUAAAACAGAUAAGUGAGAAACAUAAUGGAGUUACUGUUAUAUAUCCACAAGUUAAUUCCAAUUCUACUAAAGUUUUGAUUAAAGGCCACAAGGAUCAUGUUGAAAAAGUCAAAAAUGAAAUCGAUAAUAUUAUUAUUGACUUGCGCCGUAGCAGUGGUGCAGUAGGUGCGACGCACCGAGGCCUUCGUGAUUUGGGGUCCUCAAUUCAAAAGAAAACUGAUAUCAACAAAAAUAGAAGAUUGCGUUAA